GUUCAGUUCCAUGCGAGACGUUGAGCAGACGCGUGCCUGCUGCUAGCUGAAAUCAAGUAUACGCAUCGACACUAAGUGUACCCGGCGGGAUGUCAGCUUUCUCGAAAUUAUUGUCGCUGACCGGCUGCUCUGGAAGGCAGCCAAUGCGCCAGUACAGCGCCGCAGCGCAGUCGCAGCUGCGAGAGCUGCUCGGCAAGCAGCUGAGCGACAUUAGGGAGGCUGGCACGUUCAAGGCGGAGCGCAUCAUCACCUCGUCGCAGAGCACACAGAUUACGGUGCAGGGCAGCGACCAGAAGAUACUCAACUUCUGCGCCAACAACUAUCUCGGCCUGGCGAACAAUCCGGAGAUUGUGCAGCACAGCCAGCAGCUGCUGGCCAAGUAUGGCGCUGGCUUGAGCUCGGUGCGCUUCAUCUGUGGCACUCAGGACAUUCACAAGCAGCUGGAGCAGAAGAUCUCGCAGUUCCAUGGGCGUGAGGAUGCGAUAUUGUACGCCUCCUGCUUUGAUGCCAACGCUGGCAUCUUUGAGGCAAUCCUCACGCCAGAGGACGCCGUCUUCUCGGACGAACUGAACCACGCCUCCAUCAUUGACGGCAUUCGCCUCUGCCGGGCCAAGAAGCAGCGCUACAAGCACCGCGAUCUGGCUGACCUGGAGCAGCAGCUGCGCUCGUCCGAUGCCCGGCUCAAGCUCAUCGCCACCGAUGGAGUCUUCUCCAUGGACGGCAACAUAGCGCCGCUGGCACGCAUCGUCGAGCUGGCCAAGAAAUACAAUGCCCUGGUGUUUGUAGACGAAUGCCAUGCGACUGGCUUCUUCGGUGCCACCGGGCGCGGCACCGAGGAGUACGACAAUGUCAUGGGCGAGGUGGACAUUAUCAACUCAACGCUGGGCAAGGCCCUGGGCGGCGCCUCUGGCGGCUACACCACUGGUCCGGCCGAGCUCAUCUCAUUCCUGCGGCAGAAGUCACGCCCAUAUCUCUUCUCCAACACGCUGCCUCCAGCGGUGGUUGCCGUCGGCCUGAAGGUCAUGGACAUGCUGCUCAGCUCCAGCGAACUCAGCCAGCGCGUCCAGAGCAAUACCCAACGCUUCCGCCAAGCCAUGACCAAGGCGGGCUUCACCAUUGCCGGCGAAAACCAUCCCAUUUGCCCGGUCAUGCUGGGCGAUGCACGUCUCGCAUCCAGCUUCGCCGAUGCGAUGCUCACUCGAGGAAUUUAUGUCAUCGGCUUUAGCUACCCGGUGGUUCCGCAGGGCAAGGCUCGUAUACGCGUCCAAAUCUCUGCAGCUCACACGGAGCAGGAAAUCGAUCGAGCUGUUGAGGCAUUCAUCGAGGUCGGGCGCUCAUUGAAGGUUAUCAAAUAAUGAUAUCACGUAGAGUUUUCUACGUCCUUUUCUGUUGCAUUUAGAAUUAUUGCAGGAAAUCCGUUGGCAUUUACCGAACUGCAGCGCAGUUUUAAAUAUAUACAAGCUAUUUUUUUUUUAGCAAAUUAUA
Drosophila navojoa is the source of this 1485-nucleotide messenger RNA. RefSeq names its product Glycine C-acetyltransferase (gene Gcat). Gene Ontology annotation, cellular component: mitochondrion. The record is from RefSeq and is a predicted model, not a curated record. Lineage: Eukaryota; Metazoa; Arthropoda; Insecta; Diptera; Drosophilidae. Gene Ontology annotation, molecular function: glycine C-acetyltransferase activity; pyridoxal phosphate binding. Gene Ontology annotation, biological process: biosynthetic process; L-threonine catabolic process.